AUGGUCCCAAAUGAAACUCCUCAAUAUAUGGGGAUUAUCCGCUUGCUUCUCCAUUUUGGGUGGACCUGGGUUGGCCUCUUUGCCGUAGAUGAUGAUAGUGGAGAACAUUUCUUGCAGGCCCUGGAAACACUGUUUAUCAAGAACAAAAUUUGUUUGGACUUCACAGAAAAAUUCCCAAGUCAGUGCAGAUGGGAUACUCUAAUUGAUGGGAAUGAUUUAAUCGCAAAAGUACAUCGGCCUUUCACCCAGAGCAAAGCCAAUAUUAUUAUCGUCAGUGGAGGAUCUCUGACUAUGCUAACAAUAAAAACGGCGAUAUUUUUAGGAAAUCAUGAAGAAAAUCUAUUACACACAAAGGUGUGGAUUAUGACAGCCCAAAUUGAUUUUAUGCAGUCCAGCAUUCUGAAGGGCUCGAGUUUGGACCUUUUCCAAGGUGCCAUCUCAUUCACAAUUUGCACCGACGAACUUCUUGGGUUCCAGAAGUUCCUUCAGACCAUCAACCCUUAUUGGUCACAAGGCAGUGAUUUUCUCAAGGUGUUCUGGGAGCAAGCAUUUGCCUGUGAGUUUCCACAUUCUGAGACGUCAAUAGAGAUCAUAGAAAGAUGUACUGGGGAGGAGAGACUGGGGAGUCUUCCUGCGGAGAUUUUUGAAAUGUCCAUGUUGGGUCACAGCUAUAGCAUCUAUAAUGCUGUCUAUGCUGUAGCACAUGCUUUACAUGCCAUGUACUCACCUAGAUCCAUCCACCGACCAAAAGUAGGAGGCAAAAGAGCCGCAUAUCCAGCCAGCCAGUCUUGGAAGCUCCACUCGCUUCUUCAAGGCAUUUCCUUUAACAAUUCAGCUGGAGAAACAAUGUCUUUUAACAAGAACAAGGAAGCGGGAACGGGAUUUGACAUCAUGAACACGGUCGUCUUCCCAAACCAGUCAUUCCUUCGAGUGAAAGUUGGAAGGGUGGAUGUGGAUCCUCUUGAUGGAAAAGGAUUCAUCAUCCAUGAGGAUAUGACUGUGUGGCAUAGGUAUCUUAAUCAGGUGGUGCCCAUUUCUGUGUGCAAUGCUCCCUGCCGCCCUAGCUAUCACAAGAAAAAGAAGGAAGGGGCGAAGUUUUGCUGUUACGAUUGUUCUCUAUGCCCAGAAGGGAGGUUUUCCAGCCACGAAGACAUGGAUGACUGCUUAACAUGCCUAGAAGACCAGCAUCCAAGCAAGGACCAAGAUGGAUGCAUCCCGAAAACUGCCAUCUUCUUGUCUUAUGGAGAACCUCUAGGAAUCAGUCUGCUUUCACUUUCUCUUUUGUAUUCCCUGAUCACAGCCUCUGUCCUUGGAAUAUGCAUUAAACACAGAGAUACCCCCAUUGUGAAAGCCAACAACAGGGAUAUCACUUACACUCUGCUCAUCUCCCUCCUGUUCUGCUUCCUCUGCUCUUUGCUGUUCCUUGGAGAACCAAGCAAGGUGACCUGCCUCCUUCGACAAUCUGUAUUUGGCAUAACCUUCUCAGUGGCUGUGUCUUGCGUGUUGGCCAAAACCAUCACUGUGGUUGUAGCUUUCAUGGCCAACAAACCAGGAUCCAGCAUGAGGAAGUGGGUGGGGAGAAGACUGACUAGCUUCGUCGUUAUCUCUUGCUCCGUCCUUCAGGCGAGCAUUUGUUUUGUGUGGCUGGCAACCUCUCCCCCUUUCCCGGAAGUUGACACUCAGUCCCUGACUGCAGAGAUCAUCCUGCAAUGUAAUGAAGGAUCUGCCGUCAUGUUUUACAUUGUUCUGGGCUACAUGGGACUUCUGUCCCUCAUCAGCUUGCUCGUGGCCUCCGUUGCCCGGAAGUUACCGGAUAGUUUUAACGAAGCCAAAUCGAUCACCUUCAGUAUGCUGAUCUUUUGCAGCGUUUGGUUGUGUUUUGUCCCAACUUACCUGAGCACUAAAGGGAAAUACAUGGUAGCUGUGGAGAUCUUCUCCAUAAUGGUAUCCUGUGGUGGAUUACUGGCUUGUAUCUUUUUCCCCAAGUGCUACAUUAUUGUGCUGAGGCCUGAACUCAAUAGAAAGGAUCACAUCAUGAGAAAAAGUUAA
Messenger RNA from Sphaerodactylus townsendi, 2049 nucleotides. RefSeq names its product vomeronasal type-2 receptor 26-like. Gene Ontology annotation, molecular function: G protein-coupled receptor activity. The record is from RefSeq and is a predicted model, not a curated record. Gene Ontology annotation, biological process: G protein-coupled receptor signaling pathway. The transcript is spliced from 4 exons. Bases 1 to 2049 code for a protein of 682 amino acids. Lineage: Eukaryota; Metazoa; Chordata; Lepidosauria; Squamata; Sphaerodactylidae. Gene Ontology annotation, cellular component: membrane.